Molecule: messenger RNA, 1482 nt
Organism: Rhagoletis pomonella (apple maggot)
Lineage: Eukaryota; Metazoa; Arthropoda; Insecta; Diptera; Tephritidae
Product: putative nuclease HARBI1
Exons: 4
Coding region: 695-1114 (139 amino acids)
Source: RefSeq, a predicted model, not a curated record
AUGACUUUUAUCCUUGAUUAAUCAUAACUGGAAUUUGUGCAUACUGGUUCAGCUUUUCACUGCAGGGCCGUUGCGACUGUUGGAGCACCGCGAGCAUACUUAUGGCUGGUAUUGUCACUUGCGAAGCGAAUAAAUUUGGCGAAGCGAACGGUUUGGCGAACACACCUAAAAUUUGCAUUGUGAGUGGCGAAUGAACUUUUUCGCCGGACAUGCGUCGUUGCCAUUCAAACAAACUAAAUGAGUUCAUCCUCAUUUGACGUUUCUGUCAUUUAUACUUCGAAUUCCUUGUUAUUACAAACUAAAAUUUGAAAAGCAAAAUGUUUUAUAACGUAGAUUUAUAUUUUGAGGAUAGUUAUAAUGUUGAACCGCGAGCUAACCUUCUUCGUCAGCGGCGUUUUAUAAGAGAUUACUCUAAUCCUAUGGAGCUGCCGUCCACAGUAUUUAUAGCGAAUUUUCGGCUAAGCAAGGACGCUUUUAUGUAUGUGCUGGACAAAAUCAAGGACAAAUUUAAUUGCCGCCUGUCCUGAUCUGUAACGCCAAUGCUAAAAUUGUGUUGCGCACUGAGAUUUUUUGCGCAUGGCAGUUAUCAGCAAGCUGUAGGAAAUGAAUUUCAAUUGGGUCUGCGCAACCUACAGUUUCGCUAAUUUUAAAGGAGGUAGAAAGAGAAAUUUGCAGUGCUUCGAUAAUCACAGAAAUGACAGAAGAAGAGAAGCAACAGGCAAGGAGCAAAUUUUUCUCCAGAUCAGGAAUACCCAACGUGAUUGGCUGUGUUGACGGAACACAUAUUGCGAUUUAUGCCCCCACCGCAAAUAGACACCUCUAUCUAAAUAGAAAAGGCUUUUUUAGUAUAAAUGCUAUGAUUGCUUGCGAUCAUGACAUGAAUAUCCGGUUUGUGGAUGCUAGAUAUGCUGGUUCUACACAUGAUUCGUUCGUGUGGAACAAUAGUUCAUUAAAGACUUAUUUGGAGAAUAUGCAUCAAAGUGGCGAUCAUAACUCUAUUUAUUUAGGUGAUUCCGGAUACCCGCUUAGUCCUUAUUUACUAACAGCCGCCAUGCAGACUCUGGAACUAGGGAGUCAAUUAGAAACGUCGUUGAACGUACGAUCGGAGUUUUGAAAUGUCGCUUUCGAUGCUGCUAAAGCAACUCCCAUUAUAAAUAUUUGUUGCGCUUUCCACAAUGGUUGUAAGAAAUUUAGAACCAGUGAUCCAGAUGAAGCUGAAAUUUUUAUUGACACCGUUGUAUCAUCAGAUCCAAUCAGUGAAGAUGCCAAUAAUACAUCAGGAGAGCGCCGCAGAAGGCAAAUAGCUGAUGCUUUGUUGUAAAAUUAAUUGCAGUUCGGUUUAUUGAAUAAAUUCAAAAUCAUUUACCUUACUUUUGUUCUUUUUAUUUCAUUUUAUACUUUAGAAUUCUUUAUUAUAUACAUGUUAAAUUAAACCUAAUUGUUUCUAUGCUCUUAAACUUAAUAAAAAUCACAAGUUGAAUU